GCGUAAGUAUGUUCAUCGCGCCGACGUUGUUGAUCUUCUGCCUCGUUCGUCACACUCCACGACCGUCUGCAACAACGGUAUUCGGUUCUACACUGCAACGAUGAGGAACGGAAACAAAGGCGAAGACCUUAGUCUCCUACGCCAUAUACCUGAUAUCUCCCUUUCACUAUCCAACGUAUCCUCCACCUUUGGCUCUGAAGGGGGAAUAGAACCCUCCUUCCAGAUUCCAUCUCGCUAUCAGAACGAUGACGAUGAAGAUCUACUGCUUCUCGAUAACGGUGGAGACUUUUUUCGAGGUGCGGAUGGGGAGGAAUAUAGUUUGUUGCACGCUACACCUGCACCACCACGGCAACGGUUUAAGCAGCAUCUUACACCCAAAACGAAGACGAAGACCAAUCAUAGCUACACGGAUACGGAUACGCAUGCGUCAGCAUCAGCAUCAGCUACCGUUCUUGUAGAUUCCCCGAGGAAGAAUAUCUCACCUUUACCCGGCGGACAGGAUGGGGAGAAGAAGAACAAACGCAAGCUUGUAGCUGCAGACGAUACUACAUACUCUACCCCCAAGAGACUCGCAACUCUCAAAUCCGAUCUUGGGAGUUUUUCUUCUGACCUAGAGAGGACAGAGAUGGAGAUAGAGAUGACGAUGAGGAGUAGAACGCGGACGAGGAUGCGAGUAGUUGAAACUGAAACUGGUCCACAGAACUAUACAACGGGCUCUUCUCCGCCAGAACCUUUACCUACUGAAACAUCGACUCCUGAAGUAAAGGUUGUCGAAACAGUCGAAGAUAUAGUUGUGGAAAAAGAACCGCAAGAGGCUGGAAUGAAGACCACCUCUGAAUCUACUGUCGACUCGACAACGACUAUGAGCUCGUGCCUCGAUGGUGUAGCCGGGCGAUUAAUGAUUUACAGUCGAGAACUCAAGUCACAUAGCAGUCAACCGAAGGGAAUGACGAAACCCUCUACAGAAGCCAAGAAUCCAAGACAGAAAGACCAAGACCAGAACGAUGGAAAGUUUCCGAAUCCCAAGGGCACGAAGAACGUACAGCACGAGCCUGAGCUUGAGUUACAACGACAACCGCAGUCGUCGACAGCGUUGAAAACGAUGAGGCGUCCUCCCACUUCCGUUUUAAAACCUUCAGUAGCGCUUACGAGAGCGACUGCUAUUAACAACAACACUCGUCCUACGACGAACAUCUCGCGAGCCAACACUACGUCCGUUGCACGCCCUAUUAUUGCUUCUGCAGCUAUCACUGACGGAUCUACGACCUCACCGUCCGAUUCUCCCCAGACAGGCGAAGCGAACCUGUCUGGAGGACAUUUGGAAGCGCCAUCGUCAUCGUGGUCGCUACCUUCGACGACGCUGCCGAGCCCUCCUACUCACUCUCCCUCACGAACAGACUCGAAUCCUUACUCCUCUUCCCCCGCACCUAACGACUCGACAUCUGCCCCGGCGAUGGCGGUGGAUGUUUCUAAUAAUGAGUCGCAGGAAGGAGAAAGUUCAUUGACGGCAUCGCAACCGCAACCGCAACCAGAGACAUCUGUAUCCUCUUUCAAGUCUAACUCCAGGGAGUAUACUACUAUGCACCCACAAGGCCCUUCGGAGGAUAAAACAAGAACCAAGGAACCUCGUGGUUUGCGACGGGAAGUGAGGGAGGAUAGAGAUGGUGGAGGCGAAAGAGCUGGAUUAGUGAAAGGGAAGGAGACAGGGAGAGAGAAGGGAGAGAAGCAGAGGGGAAGGGAACAGCAGCAGCAGCGGCCAGUGGUGAAGAACCCUCAUGCUCGUGUGCAGGUGUUACCAGCGAAUAUAGCUAAACGUGCUAUUCCGACGGAGAAACAGAAACCUUUGGAAGGUUUAGGCUCGAAGAACGACAUCAAGAAAAAGCAGCCGUCAUCCUCGUUAUCUUUGGAUGCGAAACCAUCAGGGACAGGGACUGCUCUCGUUUCUUCCUCCUCUACCUCGACUUCUACUUCUCUCGCCACCACCACCGACCUCGAUGCGAACCUCGGUAUUCUGGAUACUCCGGAACCCUCUCCCAUUGCUGGGGAUGGGGUAAAAUCCACAUCCACGUCUGGUGCUGGCGCAACUUCAGUGGCGUGCGUUUCCUCAAGUAAUACCGACACUCAAGUUUCGCAUCAUUCGUUGAAUGGACCCGUGGAAGGCGAUGAAAACCCGUUAACGGUAUCUCAACUCCAACCAUCGCCUGGAAAGCGCAGCUCAAGUCCGAGUCCUUCCACAUCCGGAUCGCAUCUGCAUGACGUCCAUCCCUCCGGUAGAACCGAAGGUCGAGUUCAAGGUCAAGGAAAUGCAAACUCUCGGUCUGUGGCGAGCUCGAGUUGUUCUUCGUCAGUUGGGAAGAAGAGAGGGAGUCUUGGUGGAGGCGAAGAGGGGCCGAGGAAAAAACCUCGUACGAGGUUGGUUGUUGGCCGUGGAUGUGCACCACCACCACCUCCACAUGCACAUACACGUAUAACGAGGAGAGUGUCUGCUGUUCGUGCUCGUGGGCCGGAGAAGCCGAAACAGAAAGGCGUGGUAGGACCAGUGAAGGCAGGUCCGAAGGUGUCUUCAAAGCCGGAAUGGGAUGAUGAAAAGAAUAACGCUACGAGCGUGAAUAGCUCGUCUGGAUCUGGGUCUGGUUCCGCGAAGCCGAACACGAACACGAAACCGUUCGAGUUUAGAUUUCGAACGGAUAUGAGGGUUGCUGAACGGCAACGGCAACAACAACGGUCUAUUUCGUCGUCUGCAUCUGCAUCUGCGUCCGCUGGUAGCAGCGUCAACGCCAAAGUCCCCUCCGGAUUCUCCUCCUCCGUUCACCCGAUUCCAGAUUUUAAAUCCAGCCAUGCACAACUAGACAGUGCGCUGGCGUUGCGUAGAUCUCAGGUUACGCCUGUUAUACCUAUUUCGAUGGGAAUGCAUACCGAGGUUCGGGCUCAACAGAGAGCGGAGUUUGAUCUUGUACUUCGAGAGAAGGAGAGGCAGAGGGAGGAGAUGGAAGAGGCGCGGAGGAAGGAGGAGAGGGAGGAAGAGGAGAGGGAGGUUAGGGAGAUACGGAGGAGGAUUGAUGAGGUGAAUAAAGCUAGGGCUAGGCCUGUGCCGGAGUGGUAUUAUCAGGAGGGGGAGAGGGGGAAGGAGAAGUAGGGUUCAUCAUAACGC
This is a messenger RNA of Marasmius oreades (fairy-ring Marasmius), 3151 nucleotides long. RefSeq lists its product as uncharacterized. The transcript is spliced from 5 exons. NCBI's taxonomy places the organism in Eukaryota, Fungi, Basidiomycota, Agaricomycetes, Agaricales, Marasmiaceae. The coding region runs from base 101 to 3136 and encodes 1011 amino acids. The record is from RefSeq and is a predicted model, not a curated record.